CCAAGACCCAAGUGUUGCCACAUCCAUGGUUGUGCAGGUCAAUAAACGCAGUGUGCUCCUCGUGCUGCUCGUCGUCUUGGUUUUGCUGCUCGUCUCGCGAAAUCUGCGGCAAGCCCAACAGCUGGCAGCUGCCCACGAGAGGCGGCAGAGCCAUAAAUCGCAGGCCGAGGCCGAGUCCCUCACGCUUCUGGACAUAACCGAAGCGGACGCGCCGCUUGAUCCGAGCACCGAGGAGCCCAGAUGGCUUUCGGCACGCACCCAAGAGCUUCAGGCUCUGCUCAAAUGUCGCAAUCGUCGUCUGAGACUGCAAAAGCUGCAGCACGGCAAUUAUUGGGUGAUCCAGAACCUGGUCAUGGGACGCGAGAGCCAACGCAUGGGCUGCGCCGAGUCCAUCACCUACACCACAAACGGCGACUACACCUUCUUUGACAAUCUCGAAACGGUCACCGAGCGCUGGCUGGGACCAAUCAGCUUUGCGAUACACACGCCCGGCUACGAUCUGAACGCCACGCUGGAUGCCAUACAGUAUGUGAGAAACUGUUUGCCGGGCAGCCAGCUGAUCAGCGACUUCGUCAGCUUCCACAUUUACUUCUCCAACGAGCAUAUGCCCGAGUAUGUGCCCCACGACGAGAACGAAGCCCUUAACUGGCCCUUUCGCUGCGUGGAUGAGGCUGGAGGCCCGUUGCCGCCGCCCUACGCCGCUGCGAACCGUACUGCCAUGUACAAGGUGCAGGCGAACCUGACCUAUCCGAUAAAUGUGGGCCGCAAUAUCGCCCGGGGGGCGGUCAAUACCCACUUCAUUUUCGCCUGCGACAUUGAGCUCUAUCCGAGCCUGGGCUUGGUGGAUCAGUUCCUGGACAUGGUGCAGCGCAACAAUAGUGUGCUGGCCCUGAGUCCAGGCCAGCAGCCGCGAGUCUAUCCUCUGCCCGUCUUUGAGAUAAAGGACGGGGAGCGUGUGCCCAAUGACAAGGCCGAGUUGCUGCCCCUCCUGGAGAAGGGUCGGGCGCAGCUCUUCCAUGCGAAGGUCUGCACCAGCUGCCACAAGGUGCCCGGCUACAAGGACUGGAUAGAUCGCACCGCCAGCGUCACGGACGAUCUGAAUCUGUUUAGCAUGACCGUGCGACAGGGCAACCACAAAUACUGGGAGCCCUUCUAUAUCAGCGACAAUACGGAGCCCAUUUUCGAUGAGCGCGUCACCUGGGAGGGACAGUCCAAUAAGCGCAUACAGGGCUAUGCUAUGUGCCUGCUGGGCUACGAGUACCAUGUCCUGCAUCCUGCCUUUCUGGUGCACAGUCCCGGCAUUAAGAAGCCGGCACGGAAUUCGAUGCGCGCCAAAUAUGCCAGGGAAAUGACCAAGUUUAUCAAGACCAAAAUUGAGCCCGAAUAUCGAGUACUCUACGGCAAGAACAAGAAUUGCGUGACGUGACAUGAGGAGACGAGACAGGCAAAGGCUCGCAUUCAAGUGAUAUAAACUUAGCUUUAGUUGUAAAUAUUUAAGAUAG
Molecule: messenger RNA, 1502 nt
Organism: Drosophila montana
Lineage: Eukaryota; Metazoa; Arthropoda; Insecta; Diptera; Drosophilidae
Product: beta-1,4-glucuronyltransferase 1-like
Exons: 3
Coding region: 26-1426 (466 amino acids)
Source: RefSeq, a predicted model, not a curated record